Messenger RNA from Grus americana (Whooping crane), 6546 nucleotides. RefSeq names its product regulator of microtubule dynamics 2 (gene RMDN2). Gene Ontology annotation, molecular function: microtubule binding. The record is from RefSeq and is a predicted model, not a curated record. The coding region runs from base 98 to 1435 and encodes 445 amino acids. Lineage: Eukaryota; Metazoa; Chordata; Aves; Gruiformes; Gruidae. The transcript is spliced from 8 exons. Gene Ontology annotation, cellular component: cytoplasm; spindle microtubule; mitotic spindle pole.
GAAGUAGCAAAGGUUAAAUUAGCGAAAACAAGUAGCCAACAGACUGAAGAGAGACACAAAACCGAACAAAUUUGAACUCGAACAGCCUAUUCGAGCAAUGUCUGAGGCGGGUGCAGCAGGCGUCCCCCCAGCAGCACCCCCCGGCGGGAUUCCCAAGCUGCGGCCCACUCGGGCUCACAGCCGGCGGCCCCGGCCCCUGCAAGGCCGGCGGUCCGCCCGCCAGCCCGGUCUGGGGCUGCCAGGGUCACAGGGCGGGCACAACGCGGCGCAGCCCAGCGCCCAUCACCCGGGCAGCCCGGCCGGCAGCUGCGGCAUAGGCCCGUCCCCCUCGAUCCGGGUAUCACCGCCCCGGGGCGGCCCUGCCGCCGUCACCGCCCUCUGUGCCGCGGCGGGCGAGCUGCGGGGACGCGCGGCGCCGCGCCUGGGCCGGACCCGCUCCCGCUCCCGGACCGGCCCGCCGGAGAGUGCAGAAAUGUCUCCCUUCGAAAAUAAAGGACUAAUACUGGGCAUAAUGGCAGGAACUGCUGGAAUAAGCCUGGUGCUGAUUUGGUACCGUAAGAUCCGAAAACCUGGUGCUGUGCGUAUACCUGCCUUCCUAGAUGUAGGUAACAGGCUUAAUUCUGUGGGCUUGCAAAAUGAAGCUCCUAAUGAGCAAGGAGCAGUAAUGGUUUUACACGGAAGGCAACUGCAGAUACUAGAAAAACUGAAUGGCUUGCUAAUAAGUGUGGACGAACUGAAGAGAGAGGUGAAAUUCCUGAAAGAAGCUAUUCCAAAGCUUGAAGAGCUUGUUCGAAAUGAGCUUCAAGGGAAGGGAGAUGUUCAGAGAGUUAGCCCAUCACACAGAGCAACAAAGCGGAGAAAAGCUGAGACAGCUUCUGGUGCAACAGAAACUACCAGCUCUGAGGAGGCCGAAAGUGAAGGAGGUUAUCUUACAGCUCAUACCGAUUCUGAAGGAGACUCUGAGGAAGAAAAGGGAUGGAUGAAAUCACCCGAUGCCAUUGUGAAAUCAGAAGAAGGCUUAUUUAGUCUUUUACAGCAGGUGGACAAUUUGCACAAGGGUUCAGAAGGUGAUAAAAAAGAGGCCUUCAGACUGCUGCUUGAGAAAGAUGACAAGUAUGAAAACUGUGUGGACUUUCUUUGGAGACUUGCACGUGCUUAUGGAGAUCUUUUUGAGAUGACUACUGAUGCUGAGGAGAAGAGGAAAUAUGUUACUGAUGGAAAGAUUAAAGCUGAGAAGGCUGUUCAGCUGGAUGCCAGGAGUGCUGAGAGUCACCAGUGGUUUGCAAUUAUGUGUGGCUAUAUGUCUCAGUUUGAAAGUGUACAAAACAAAAUCAGGAAUGGUUAUCUCUUUAAGGAGCACCUAGACAAAGCAAUUGAACUUAAGCCUCAAGAUCCUUUAUUAUAUUACCUAAAUGGAAGAUGGUGCUAUUCAUAACCUGAAACACUCGGAUUUUCAUAGUACAAGUAAAUGCAAGUAUAGAACUGAAUAACAUUUUGUUUUAACUUCUGGGGCUGUCAGCUCUUAAAAACUUACUGUCUUUUGCACACUAUCAGUAGGACAAUGAGGCCAUCAUUUGGGAACAUUAGUUUUGAGGCUCUACUAUGGAAGCUAGAUCUUAAUCCUAGUGAAGUUGGUGAUGUUGUCAUUGGUUUUAGCAGACUGUAUGAGUAGGUUUCUGUGCUGAUCCACUAACACAGGUUUUGGCCAUGCAUGUGAUGUAGAUAGUCAUAGGAGCUUGUGGAAGAUGUGACAAAUUCCUUGGUCCUAUUCUGCAGACUGUGGUGUUUCAUGCUAUGGUAAUUAUCCCAAAAGUAGACUGUUGGCUAGGGAUUAUGAUAGGGUGGUUAAAAAAUUAAUUCAUCACUCCUUCUCUGUACUGGUACCUGCAGAUGGAGUGAUAAUGCUCUGUUUUUUAUGUUUAGUCUAGCUGUGGUUGAGGCUGGGAAGGCUGUGUUGUCCAGUGUGAGGAAAUUAAAGAAGAAAAAGGGAUGACUGAGGAAGGAAGGUUAGUUUUUAUGUUUAGCCUAGCUGACUUCGGGGUCAAGUUAGGAUUGGCCACAAUAUUUGUUCUUUCAUAAGUGCUGCUUCCAGGGGUAUUAUUGUCUAAUUUUAGUCACAUAUUCUUUUACUGAGGCAGUGUAGUUCAAAAAGAUAACUAGUGUUUGAUACUUUAUAGGCUUUGGUAACACUUUUGGGAAACCUGAUGUACUUAAGUCUUCCUAGUGUAGUCAGACAUUUCCCUUUCACUCCCCAUUUAAUGUUGGGAGAUCUUAUUACUAUCUUCUGGCACUGCUUUUUGGGCUGACAAACUGAAAAAAAAAAAUAGGUAUAGCAUCAGAGACUGUAAAAGAAGAUGCUUCAAGCAUUGUAACUAAGGGUUCCAGUUCAUUUUCACAAAUGGCGAUCAGCUGAACAGACUUUUAGGUAAAAAGCACAGUGGAGGCAAAUGGAGAAGAUUUAUUGAAGGCUGAAAUCUAUAUCCAGAGACUGCAUGCUGUACUAGUAAAAGCUAUUUGAUUUGUGGAGUUUUGCCAGAAUUUGGCUCUGACUGCCAUUUCUCACCUUCCUCCAUGUAACAUAGUCCUUUGCAAAGAGCAAUGGUAUGGCAAUGCCAAGUUUCUUACCCAGCAGUCAUUCUUGCUGGGCCAGAUCCAAAGCUGAUGCAAAGUGUCAUAGCACCUUCCAGCAGGAAGGACGAGCUGGAUUGUCACUGCCUCGUAGCCAUGGGGGUUUGUCUCUGAUUCAGAGCCAGUGGCAGUUGUGUGCCACCUUAUCUAAAAAUCUAUUUUUGCUGUUUCUUAUUUCUCUUACCAUUAUAAAGCCGGUAGAACUAUACAAAAGAACAAGAUUCUGUUCUGAUGUGUAUAUCAUCUCAGCUUUGUUAGAAGAUUACUUCUGAUAUCACAGGUAGGCUAGAUUUUUACCAAUCAUUUCAUAGAUGUCAUGAUGGGCAAAAUUUUGCCCGUGAGACCUGCUGUAUAUACAAGAAGCCACAUAAAGCUCUAAUGUUUUUUUGUUUUGUUUUGCAGAGUUGACAAGGGGGAAAAACAUAUUAAUUUAUGCAUUGACCAAACAUAAUUGAACACCACUAGUAAUGGAUAACUGCACAACCCUACCAAAUGUUAUUUUAAUAUUCCUUUUUCCAGAGCUGAUAUGAACUUCUACGUAGUGGUAAUUUUUUCCAGGGUAGCUUUAGUCCUAAUGUUAGGAAAAGAUGAUUACUAUAUAAUUGUAAUGAAGAUACUUUAAAAUACCUAGUAAGCAAAGUAAACCAGUGUUUAGCAUAUAAAAAAGAUGUUACUAUUCCAAAGAAAAACAACUGCAGCAAAAUAAUUUUCAUUUAAAAUAUCUUUGGUGGUGGACAAAACCUUCUCAGCCUUCUGUGACAAAACCAGGCUUUGUUAAGUACAUAUCUUUUAGGGAAGGUUUAAUGUUUCAAAUAGAUGCUUGAGUUGGUUCAUAUGAUUUAAAAUAAGUACAGUGUUCAGAGCCUUUGAAGUUUCAGCUUUGUUUUUUUUAAGGGAAAGUGAAAACUACUUUGGUCUUUGGAUCAGCAAGAAAUAUUUAUUGGAAGUGAAUUGAGCUGUGGUGCAUGGUGUAUAGGAAUUUGUUUUCUUUCCUUAGAGUUUUGGGCACAAUUAUCUGAUAAUCCUUUAUAAUUGUGUCUUUGUGGGUUUUUUUAGUGUUUCAAUGUUUAGAAUAGCUUUUUAAAUGGAGUACAUAACUAGUUAAGACUUAAUGGCUACUUGCCAUUACAGGACAGGCACAGAACAGUUAGCAUAUACUUGUGAAACUGUAUCAGAGCCGCUGGUAAAUGCUAGUGGGGUGUUAAAAAUUAGAUCCCUUAAGAUUUUCUUUUUGCAGGUUACAUGCCCUGUGUUGGAUUAAUCUCUUGUGUAUCCUAGUAUCUGAUUGGGUUACAUCAGGGAACAAAUUGACCCAGUUGCUUUGUCUGUGUGCUCUGUAAGUUUGCUCCCCUUACUGGAAAGUGAAAAGCUCAGGGGAUUCAAGUUGGAUAAAUGCCUGUGCAGACUGUCCUGGUUCCUCAGCUGGCAAGAAAGAGAAUAUUUAUAUUGGAAGGCAAUAUUUUAAAAUUGCUGUCCAGUUACUUAAUCUCUUCCAGAAGUCAAAACAUUGCAAAAUUAUUUAAUACAAUUUUACAUUAAUAUAUUGUAAUAAAAAAGAAAAAGAAACUCUCUGGGGAUAUUUAAGUAGGUGCCAUUAAUAUUUUACUGAAGAUGGGUCAAUGGAAUGAUUUUCCUUUAUGGAAAAUAAUUGUGUGAUCUGUCUUCAGUGAGCUAUUAGCAAGGAACCAUCAGAGGAGGAAAUCCUUUAGGGCUGCAAGUUAAUCCUGGCUUAAUUUUCAGUACAAGUUGGGUAGUUUCCUUGGUACCAACAUCAUGGAAUUUGAAAAGAGCUGUCAAUGGGCAGGGUUUGCAUAUCAUCAAAACCAAACAGAAGACAAAACCAAAAAACCAAAUUCCAGCCAGUGUUUUAGUUCAUAUGUGAUUUUUGCUGAUCCUAGGCUAAGGAAGAGGAAGGGAUGUUAAGAAAUCCCUUUUCCCAGUAUCUAGGGGAGAACCACAUUUUCUGCUUUGGUCUUCAGAGGAACAAGAGGCCUGAUAGGAGCGUGCUGGGUAUGAACUUUACAGUCAGCUGCAGUUUAACUCUGUGGGUGGCUUUCCUCCAUCUCUGGUACUGUAGAGAUUUGAGUAGAAUAAAUGGGUGAGAGCUCGCUGUUUGGUAGAUCUAUAGGAGAGAUCAUUCAAGACAAGCAUCUCUGUUAGCUUUGGGAUACUGAAGAGUGACCUCCUCUUCUUGGCAGAGGCCAAGCUGUCGUGGUGACCCACUCCUCUCUAGCCCCAGGGCAGUUCAGGAGCUGGCUGAUGGUCCCUCAGGCCCUUGUUUUUUGCUCUUGAGCAAGUGGGACUAGCUCGCUCAUGUAUGGCAGCAGGGGAGUGAUGUUCCUCGAGUGAUCCAAUACAUUAAAACCUGACAUUCAGUGGAAACACUGUGUUCCUUGCAGUGCUCUUGAGAUUUUUUUUCAGGCUGUUAGGGGACUGACAUCAGGCCUUGGGAGACCUAAAAAACCAACUCACUGAAGAUUUGGAAAUCAUCUGUAGGGCAAGGGCAAUCUUCGUUCUUUAAUGUUGUUGUAGCUAUUACUUGCUGCAGUUGCUGUUUUUCCUAUUACUUUCUGCUGUCCUGUACCAUUCUUGGAACAGGCAUUAAGUGGAGUCACGGUUCCACUGAAGUUGAUGGCAGUUACAGUCUCUUUGUACUUGAUUUUGUAUAGACCUCCAGACACGCUUUGCACUAUUUGGAAUAACUUUGACUGUAGAAGUCAAAGUUGCACUACACUAGAGCACGCUACACCAGGGUUUCUGUUGCCUGUGCUUGCUCACACACAGAGAAUGCUUAAUAAAGUUAGUUGGUAUAGUAGGAAUGAUGUUUCCAUUUCACUGAACAUGGCAUAAGAUUUAUUCUAAUAAAGUUAUUUCAAAUUAAAGACCGUGCUUGUGUGUGUUUAGGGGAAGGGUAUAAUUUCCUGUUCAUCAUUAUUGCUUCAGGACACAAUUUUGUGUCUUGAGUAAAACAGGUCAUUUCCAUUUGUUCCACCUCAGUCAUAGGGGGGUGCAGACUGACUCAGGUGAGACUUGGUUAAGGUGUUGUGAUGGGAUUCACCUCACCUGUCUUUAGCCAUCCACAAGGUAUAAUUGUCUGUGCUCCUUUUGUAGUUGAAGGAAAGAAAGAAGAGAAAGAGGGAAGUGUUCAUCCUAGGCUGACAUGGGUGGAAAAGAAUUGCCUAGUGGAAAUGCCUCUUUCCGUACUCACCAUGCAAGGAACCUGGACAACUCACUUAAACUAGGCACUUCCUUUAUGGAUGGCUGGAGUUAGCUGCAGUCAAUUCAUCAAGCCUGUGGCAUAUAAGUUUGACUACUCAAAACGUUACAGAACUCUCAGACUAUCUGUGUAAUAGUCACAAAGUAUAAUGCCAGAGCCAGCACACGUUAAAGAAAACUCACAAUUGUACAUACAUGCAUUUCACUUUUAAGCAUUGUUUUAGGUCGGUGGGAUUUGUAAUAUAAAAAUGGCCAAGUGCGUAUAUGUUUGGGCUUUUUUAAAGUUUGAAUAGUGCAAAGCAGCACCCAAGCCAGAUAAAAUAAGGACUAAAACCUCAGUAAAUCAGUUCUGAUUAAAUUUUGUAGGAAAAUAAAACAACUGCCAGGAAGAACUUGUGUUUUCAAUAGGUAAUUAUAACUCCACAUGGAAAAACUGCAAUUUUGUUUCCUCAUUAUUGCAUAACAGCAGACACGUGUGGUAAUUGUAUCUGUGCAGUGUAUGUGUAUCUCUAGGGUGUUGUGUGGUCUUGAAGAGAACAGAGUAAGCAUAUAUGUUCCCUUUAUUUUUUUCCUUCUGUUCCUCCCUCUGUAAGCUACCUCUGUUUUGAUGUAAUGGACCUAGAAAUAUAGAAAACUUUCUCUUCCAAAAGAGCAGAGAACAUGGCAGCAGUAGAUUGGCAUGAAGAAAACAAUACUUUUGCA